Molecule: messenger RNA, 1458 nt
Organism: Alternaria viburni
Lineage: Eukaryota; Fungi; Ascomycota; Dothideomycetes; Pleosporales; Pleosporaceae
Exons: 2
Coding region: 1-1458 (485 amino acids)
Molecular function (GO): protein binding
Source: RefSeq, a predicted model, not a curated record
AUGGUCAGUCCCCGGAAUCGCCGGAUUGUUCGUGAGGAGUCCGAGAGCGAGAAGGAGAGUGUUGGAGCUCCUCAAAUAUCUCCUCGCAAACGACCACUAGUUGUGGACGACUCCGAUUCGGGAUCUGACGAUGUUUCACCCACAACAACACACAAAAGAGUGCGUCGCGUGGUCCUGGACGACGACGACGACGAUGAAGAGGACAACGCGAGCGACCCGUCUAAUCUCCCAGCUACAUCUCAGCCACCAGAGAAGGGCAGAGACCACGAGUUACUUUUGAGCAGCCUCGCGGCAAGCCAGAAAGCAUCCCCAUCUAAGCUACCGACUCUACCUGCUGAAGUCCUUUUGACCGUCCUUGACAACGCCGACCCAGCGGACAUCGUGGACCACCGGCUCGUAUGCAAAGCCUUCAAAGAAGUGAUUGACACGUCCGUGCUUUAUUAUCACAUCCAACGUGUGGAGUUGAUCGGCUAUCUCGGACCGAAAGAAGGUCAACUCAUGGAGCAGCUGAAUGUGCAAGAUUACUGGGACUUGGCAUUUGUCAACGCGACUUUCGAACGUCUAGAUGAGCGCGUGGGCAACCAAGCCGUAUGGGAUCCACAAAAUGCGUACUUUCGUAUCAAGGAGUCCUGGUAUGACACGUUUGUCCGCAGUGUCGGCGAGAUUGAACCCGACAAUCCGUGGUGGCACCAUACCGUACAAUGUCUUGAUUUACGAAAGCCAUCUUCAGUGCACGGGCAGCUACGUUGGUGUGUCAAAGUAGGCCCAACGGUUGUGGAUUUUGGCAUGGCAGACGAGCAAGACGUGGAUAUUGAACUGGUGGAGCGCGAAGACGAAGACACCAUCAUUGUCCGGGUUACGAAUUGGAAGCGUAUGCUGAAGAAUGUCUUUCGAGAAGAACGAGCUCUGAACCUGUUACUCAAAGACACCGAAGAAGACGAAUUUACAUACAGCCAUCUAGAGGACGGCCUUCGAGACAUGCGACACAUUUGGAAGAUGGACAACAUGACCCCAUUAUGGGGCAAAUACUCUUCGAUGACCGUUAUCCGGGACUACGAAGAUGUGGAACUUGCCGAGCGCAAUGCUGCUCAAACCCUCAUGCUCUUGCGAAGAGAAGCUUCUAUGUCAUCUCGGGAACGAGAUGCAUUGUACACAAUGAAAGAGGAAAGAGCUAUAAUGCACAGGGAAGUGGCGGAGGUCGACGAGCAAUUCAAGAAAUGGCAGGAGAGCUUGCUCGGGUUACCAAAUCUAAGCCUUGGUCGUAUCGAAAUCGAUCAUGACGUUGAUCCCAAUCCGAUGACUUGGUCCAAGGAAGUCGUGGAUCGCGAGAGCCAGAACCUGAUAAGGUGGAAGGCUCAGAAGCAAACCAUCGCGCAUAUCAAAGCCUACCUGGAUGCUACGAACGCCGCAGCCACCUUAGCCGAGGACGACCUCGAUGACGAAGACGAAGACUUCUGA